AUGAGUUCCCCGCCGCGCUUCAGCUCUUGUCUUUCGUGGACAAAAACCAUGUGCAUCUUCUUCCUGCCAUUUGCCUGGUCAGGCUUUGCUCUUCCCGCAAACCGUAUUUCUGGACAAACUGAGUCACAGCUGCACCAGUACAGCAGGUUUAAUUGGUCUCACCUGACCCCUCUCGGGCUGAAGAACCGGAGUGCGGGACUGCAGACGGAAAGCCCAGCCAAGGGUGACCCGUGCUUCACACUGGAGGGGCACAAGUUCCUGAUCUUCGGGGGCUCCAUCCACUACUUCCGGGUGCCCAGGGGGUACUGGAGGGACCGCCUCCUGAAGCUCAAGGCCUGCGGCUUCAACACCGUCACGACCUACGUCCCAUGGAACCUCCACGAGCCGCACCGCGGCGCAUUUGACUUCUCCGGGAACCUGGACCUCGAGGCCUUUGUCCGGAUGGCUGCGGAGACUGGGCUGUGGGUGAUUCUGCGUCCAGGCCCCUACAUCUGCAGCGAGGUCGACCUCGGCGGCUUGCCCAGCUGGCUGCUGCAGGACCCCCAGCUGAGGCUGAGGACAACGCACAAGGGCUUUGUGGAGGCAGUUGAUAAAUACUUUGAUCAUCUGAUCGCCAGAGUGGUCCCUCUCCAGUACCGCCAGGGAGGUCCCGUCAUUGCAGUGCAGGUGGAGAAUGAAUACGGGUCGCUUCAUUGGGAUGAACAGUACAUGCCUUACCUUCAAAAGGCCCUGCUGAAAAGAGGGAUAGUGGAGAUGCUCUUGACCUCAGAUGGUGAGAAAGAAGUGCUGAGAGGCCAUGUAGAAGGAGCACUGGCCACCAUCAAUAUAAACUCGUUUAGGAAGGACGCUUUCACAAGCCUCUAUAACGUGCAGAAAAAUAAGCCCAUUAUGGUUAUGGAAUACUGGGUCGGCUGGUUCGACACAUGGGGAGGUGCGCACACGGUUAAAAAUGCGGACGAUGUUGAAAAAACUGUGUCUGAAUUUAUCAAAUUUGGGAUCUCCUUCAAUAUAUACAUGUUCCAUGGUGGAACCAACUUUGGUUUCAUAAAUGGGGCCACAUAUUUUGAGAGGCACCGGAGUGUUGUCACCAGCUACGACUAUGACGCUGUGCUGACAGAGGCCGGGGAUUACACAAAAAAAUAUUUCAAGCUUCGAAAACUCUUGGGAUCUGUCUUAGCGUUUCCUCUGCCCCCCUUACCGGAGCUCACUCCCAAAGCCGUGUACCCUUCGGUGAGGCCGUCCCUUUACUUGCCACUGUGGGAUGCCCUACAGUACUUAAACAAGCCAGUUUUGUCCAGUAAACCAGUCAACAUGGAGAGUCUUCCCGUGAACAAUGGAAGCGGUCAGUCCUAUGGAUUUGUACUCUAUGAGACAUCCGUCUGCUCUGGAGGUCUGCUCCAUGCUAAUGUUCGAGAUACUGCACAGGUAGGGGUCAGCAGGCUGUCCGUGCAGGUAUUUUUGAAUAAAGAAAGAAUAGGAAUUCUGGAUGGUGGUAGUCAGAACGUGAACAUUCCUAAAGUCAAGGGGUGUCAGCUUCUAAGGAUCCUGGUGGAGAAUCAAGGACGAAUAAAUUUUUCAUGGAGAAUUCAAGCUCAGCAGAAAGGGUUAACUGGACCUGUUACCAUCAACAACAUUCCCCUGGAGGGCUUCACAAUCUAUUCUCUGGAAAUGAAAAUGAGCUUCUUCGAGAGGCUCCGCUCUGCCACCUGGCGGCCGGUCCCAAACAGCCACCAGGGCCCUGCCUUCUACCUUGGAACCCUGAAGGCCGGUUCUGUGCCUAAGGACACCUUCCUGAAACUCCCGAACUGGAGCUAUGGGUUUGUGUUCAUCAAUGGACGUAACCUUGGGCGAUAUUGGCAUAUUGGACCACAGCAAACGCUUUACCUUCCUGGUGCCUGGCUUCAGCCAGAAGACAAUGAGAUCAUCCUGUUUGAAAGAAGCAAGAGCGGUUCAUACAUCCAAACUACAGAUAAACCGAAGCUUUAACCCUAGGCCAUACCAUUUUUUGUUAUGGAUUGUUGGAAUCCAUCUACAAGCAGUUUCCAGGAGGAGGACUUACGGCUAGAAUAUCAAACACACGGUUGUCUACAGUAGCAAAUACGUGAAAAUAACAUUGAAUAGGGAAAUUGUUAUAAAUGUUGUAGUACAUCCAU
This is a messenger RNA of Pteronotus mesoamericanus, 2153 nucleotides long. It is a transcript of the gene GLB1L3, whose product is annotated as galactosidase beta 1 like 3. Gene Ontology annotation, cellular component: vacuole. Gene Ontology annotation, biological process: carbohydrate metabolic process. The record is from RefSeq and is a predicted model, not a curated record. The coding region runs from base 1 to 1986 and encodes 661 amino acids. Lineage: Eukaryota; Metazoa; Chordata; Mammalia; Chiroptera; Mormoopidae. Gene Ontology annotation, molecular function: beta-galactosidase activity. The transcript has 20 exons.